UAUCCAUACAUCGAGGACUAUCACCAUACAGUUCUGAACUUCAGUGAACAACAAUGAACAAUUUCGUAUACCUCGCAACUUUAGCUCUUGUACUGACGUCCUUUGUCAGUGUACAAGGGUAUGCUUUAAGUUCACGUUACCAAGUACAGUCAGAUGAAGUUGCAGCUGAAAUCGAACAACCAGAACUUGCAGUUGAUGGAGAACAUCCAGAACUUCCCUCAGGAGUCGAACAGCCCGAAAUCCCUGCUGAAGCCGAACAACCAGAACAUCCUGUAGCUGGAGAACAUCCAGAACUUCCUGAGGGAGCUGAACACCCGGAACACCCAUCUGAAGUGGAACAGCCCGAAUUUCCAAUUGGUGGAGAACAUCCUGAACAUCCUGAGGGAGCUGAACAACCAGAACUCCCUUCUGAAGUGGAACAACCAGAACUACCAGUAGGUGGAGAACAUCCAGAACUUCCCUCAGGAGCCGAACAACCUGAAAUUCCAGCUGAAGCCGAACAACCAGAACUUCCAGUUGGUGGAGAACAUCCAGAACUUCCCUCAGGAGUCGAACAACCUGAAAUUCCUGCUGAAGCCGAACAACCAGAACUUCCAGUUGGUGGAGAACAUCCAGAACUUCCCUCAGGAGUUGAACAACCAGAAAUUCCCUCUGAAGUCGAACAACCACAAGGUUCAGUUGUUGGAGAACAUCCAGAACUUCCCUCAGGAGUCGAGGAACCAGAAAUUCCCUCCGAAGUCGAACAGCCACAAUUCCCAUCUGGAGCCCAACAACCAGAACGUCCAGCUGGAGGAAAACAACCACCUGUUGAAGCAGUACACCCAGUGAUGCCUCUGGAAAUAGUACCAGUAGAGGUAGAAGAACAGUGAAAGUCGAAUAACUCGCACACUGAUUUGUAAAAAGUUAAACAUUUCAGAGUUAUCUGAAGAACAAAUCUAGUUGUGACUAUAAAUUAUGUUAAUUAGAGCUUAUGAGAGAAUAAAUCAUUGAUUUCAUCCAUA
Messenger RNA from Anoplophora glabripennis (Asian longhorned beetle), 1001 nucleotides. RefSeq names its product circumsporozoite protein-like. The record is from RefSeq and is a predicted model, not a curated record. The coding region runs from base 54 to 869 and encodes 271 amino acids. The transcript has 2 exons. NCBI's taxonomy places the organism in Eukaryota, Metazoa, Arthropoda, Insecta, Coleoptera, Cerambycidae.